Messenger RNA from Lontra canadensis (Northern American river otter), 1917 nucleotides. It is a transcript of the gene GNL3, whose product is annotated as G protein nucleolar 3. NCBI's taxonomy places the organism in Eukaryota, Metazoa, Chordata, Mammalia, Carnivora, Mustelidae. The transcript is spliced from 15 exons. The record is from RefSeq and is a predicted model, not a curated record. Gene Ontology annotation, cellular component: nucleolus. The coding region runs from base 125 to 1765 and encodes 546 amino acids. Gene Ontology annotation, molecular function: GTP binding.
UUACGGCAAUAGCGUCAGUGCGUGGCGCUCGAGCUUGGCCGCAAUUUACACGUGGCUGUGUGGGACGCAGGUUGCUGCUGCUGCCUCUACAGUCACUGCCGGCACUGUCCUUAUCGCUACCAGAAUGAAGCGACCGAAGUUAAAGAAAGCAAGUAAACGCAUGACCUGCCAUAAGCGGUAUAAAAUCCAAAAAAAGGUUCGAGAGCACCAUCGAAAAUUGAGGAAGGAGGCUAAAAAACGGGGUCGCAAAAAGCCUAGAAAAGACCCAGGAAUUCCAAACAGUGCUCCCUUUAAAGAGUCUCUUCUUCGGGAAGCUGAGCUAAGGAAACAACGACUUGAAGAACUAAAACAGCAGCAGAGACUUGACAGGCAGAAGGAACAGGAAAAGAAAAGAAAACUUGAAACUAACCCUGGUGUUAAGCCAUCUAACUUGGAACCUGUGAAAGAGGAAUUCGGGCAGGGCAAAGCUAAGGACAAACCCAAGUCCGGCAAACAAAAUCCGAAGAAGUUGUAUUGUCAGGAACUUAAAAAGGUGAUUGAAGCCUCAGAUGUUGUGCUGGAGGUGUUGGAUGCCAGAGAUCCUCUUGGUUGCAGGUGUCCCCAGGUAGAAGAGGCCAUUAUCCAGGGUGGACAGAAGAAGCUGGUACUUGUAUUAAAUAAAUCAGAUUUGGUACCAAAGGAGAAUUUGGAGAACUGGCUAAAUUAUUUGAAGAAGGAAUUACCAACAGUGGUGUUCAGAGCCUCAACAAAUCUGAAGGACAAGGGCAAGAUAAUCAAGCAUUUGAAGGUAAGGAAGAGAGCUCCAUUCAAAAGCGAAGUCUGUGUUGGAAAAGAUGGCCUUUGGAAGCUUCUCAGAGGUUUUCAGGAAGCUUAUGGCAAAGCCAUUCAGGUCGGAGUAAUUGGUUUCCCAAACGUGGGGAAAAGCAGCAUCAUCAAUAGCUUAAAACAAGAACGGAUAUGUAAUGUUGGUGUAUCCAUGGGGCUUACAAGGUGCAUGCAGGUUGUCAGCCUGGACAAACAAAUCACCGUCCUAGACAGUCCAAGUUUCAUUGUGUCUCCACUGAACUCUGCCAGCGCACUUGCUCUGCGAAGUCCAGCAAGUAUUGAAGUGGUGAAACCGGUGGAGGCUGCUAGCGCCAUCUUGUCCCAGGCCGAUGCUCGACAGGUGAUACUGAAAUUUACUGUUCCAGAUUUUAAGAAUCCUCUGGAAUUUUUUACAUCACUUGCUCAGAGAAGAGGACUGCACCGAAAAGGUGGAAGCCCACAUUUAGAGGGUGCUGCCAAACUGAUGUGGUCCGAGUGGACAGGUGCCUCCUUGGCUUACUAUUGCCAUCCCCCUACAUCCUGGACUCCUUCUCCACAUAUUAAUGAGGGCGUUGCAACCAGCAUGAUACAGGGCCUUAAUCUGGAAGAACUGGAAAAGAACAAUGCACACAGCAUACAUACUAUCAGGGGCCCUCGUUUAGCCAGUAGCAUCCUUUUCCAGUCUUCGGGUCUGACAAAUGGAAUAAUUGAGGAAAAGGACAUACCCGAAGAACUGCCAAAACAGAAAGAGAAGCAGCAGCAGGAGGAGGGGGAGGACUACAGUGACCAGGACAGUGUUGAAGAAGCUGCUGAAAAGAGCUCAGACGUGUGUGGGGCAGAAGAGGCCUGGGAGGCACUGCCUGAAGAGUCUCAAGCAGAUGAGUCAGCACUAUCUUACAUCUCAGAUAAAAUGACUGAAGAGGAAGAUGAUGCUUACGACUUCAGUACAGACUACGUAUAAGAGUCUUUUCAUAAGGUGGCUUCUUAGCGUUUUGAACAGACUGCUAAGCUGUUAUAUUGUGUGUGAUGGACCAGUUUGUUUUACAGUAUGAUGUAAACUAUAAAUUUUGUAAAUAUGUAUCAUACAUUCUUUAAAAUAUGGCAAUUAAAAAA